CACAACAUUUGGACUUAAAAUACGGCGGCAAUGCGCUCUUUCGCGUUCAGUUCUCGUCGUAGACAUCUACCAAAUGGAUACACCACAGUCACUGUAGACACCGUCCGUUUUAUAUUUCCAUAGUGCACGUGUGUUUAGUUUUUAUUUUUUUAACGUACAAGAUUCGUUUCAUAAAAACAAUACAAUUACAAUCAAUAUAAAUGGCGACCUCUGUGUUACAGGUGAGUUUCAGAUUGUACCUAAAUGAUUAGGCAAGUCAAAUCUAUGUCAAAAAUAUGCGAGAUGAACUUUUGUUGCCUAACCUAUUUAGUUCGGUCCACUAGGCAAAUCAUACAUAAAUAUUUGUAAUUUAUAAUGAAAAUAAUAUUAUUUUCAUUAUUUGAACAUCUACGAUGUAACCUUAGAACUUGUCAGAUAAUACAGGUUGAGGCGGGUUUUAAUUUUGAAAUAUAUUUAAAUAAUUAAAUGUAAUACAACCACGGGAAUGCAAAUCACGUAGAUUUUCGAAAAAUAUUGUAGUUGUAUAGACUUCUAUAUUUUAGAUUCUGAGUGAACCGAAAAAGCUAUUCGUUUUCUGAGAUAUUUUUUUUCUCAGAAAACACUUGGGUUAAUAAAAAUUGUUUAUGCUGUUCUUUAACAGAUGCGUAUUUUUGCCCAGAUAAUAUUUUAUUUGAACGAUGCUUGGAAAUUCCCAAUACUUUUUCUGAAAAAUUGAGCUUCAUAUUUUUUUUUUUUAAUGUAUUUUUCUAGUCAGUAAUUCAUUGUUGAAACGAUAUUUAAAAUGUUCAGCAGUACUCCAGUUUGGGUCAUUUUUUGGAUUUUAUCUGUAAAAACACUUUUUUGGUUUUUCAAAAUGCUCCAAAUUAUUUGUUUCGUGCCUUCAAAGAUGUGAAUUUACUGUCCGAUGCGAUCAUAGAUUUUAACUCCCUAACAAUUUUAUACUGGUAGAAAAGAUGUUCACAGAAAAAGAUCAAAUAAAUUAAACAUCAUUGUAAUAUAUGCAAUAUAUUCUCUAAAUCUAAGUCAGAAUGAGAAAUACAUAGAACAAUUUUCCAUAUUUAUACAAGGAAAAAAUUAACACAUUAAAACUGUACUUCAAAUAGUACCUAUCGUAAAAAUACGACUUAUUAUAAUAAUCGUAUCAAAAACAGGUCAUAAAUCAAUAUAAUUAUUUAGUAAUAAAAAACAUUUAUAAAGUCGUAUAAACAUGUAAUAUUUAAUUAAAAUUAAUUACAAUAGUACCUACCUAUGUGAUAUUUUAUUUUCGUUAAUAAAAAAAAAAAUAUACAAUGUGAUCAACUAUUUAAUUAAAAUAGUAAAAAAUUGUAUAGAAUAAAAUCAUUGAGCGUUAGGAGAAAUUAUAAAAAGAAAAUAGUCGAAAUAAACCAAAAGAUAUCGACUUUCCAUCAGGGAGUAAAAAAAAACAGGAUCCGAAUUUGGAAAAAAUGUUCGACUCCCCUGCGAAAUCGAAUCCCCCAGCACAAAUCGUUGAGGAGUCGAAAUCAAUGGUUACAUCGGUAGUAAUACGUUCUAAAAAUAUCUAGAUUCCCAAUAGUAUUUAACAAAGUUUAAAAAAAUAACAACAAAUGUUAUUUAACAGAAUAUGUUUACUUUAUUAUUUUAUUUAUUUAAGAUUGUCCAUUAUAAUAAUUUUAAAUUUAUUUAAAAAGCUUGAGAGAAAAGUUAAAACUCUUUAUAAACACAAAAAGUUACUUUUCCACAAUUAUCAUUUGAAACGAUGAAAAAUAAAUAAAAUUAUAAAUAAACUUAAAACUGAUUCUAUUGUGAUAAUUUCAAAAUAUUUUUAGAUUCUGAAGUGGAGCGAGAAAUGUAUUGGUUUUACAAUGAUGUUUAUUUUUAUUUUAUUUUCUAUUUUUUUUUUUCUGUGGAUAACUUUUCUACCAACAAAUUUUCUCCAGUGUAUAAUGAUACCACUUUUUCUAAAAGUAAACUUAACUGGAAAGGUACUUUAAAGAAGUUAAUUUUUGAUUUUCUCAGGAUUUUUUCCAAUGAAAUCUAUGGAAAACUCAGGGAACGUAGGAAAAACAAGAAAAUUGCUACAAUAUAAAACAAAUAUCAUUAAAAAAUAUAUAUAAUGUAAUUAUUUUACCACAAUAUGACUUAUAUAUUGUUAACUACACUAUCAACCGAACUCCACUAAAAAUCGUUUUUUUCUUUAGCAACAGUUUAUCGUUGCUUAUAGAUAGAUAUUAAAUUUCAUCUUUACUGCCUUCCGAAAUUCCCACCUAUAACAGUAGUUGCAGCCGUCUUAGUAUCCUAGGACAGCUUUUUAGACUCUGAGCAAACCGUUUUACAAUGAUGUAUAGUAUUGUAUUUUGUUUUUCUUUCUGUGAACAACUUUUUUACUAGGAAACUUGCUCCGAUGUAAAGGCCAUAGCCAAGGUAAUUUUCUCUAGUUGGUAAAUUGAGGAGGCGACUUUUUGAUUUUUUAGAGAGGUUUUCAAAAUAUUCUCGAAAAAUCGAAAGAAAAUUAUAAGUAAAACGGAAUGUCUCGGUUUCGAUAUUAAAGCUUUUUGAAGUUCUGGCAUAAUGCGGAUUUUAUAAAUGUUAAUUCAUAGUUAUGUUAAAUAACUCAAUAAUGUCAACAGUUUAGCAUAUCUGUCGUAGUUUAUUGGUAGAGUGCACUUAUUGUCAGGGUUCGAAUCAAAACUCAACUUCAAACCCAGUAGUAUUUUUUUUUUUUUUAUAAGUUUUUAAAUCAAAUUUUGACGGAAAGGAUCGUAAAUAUCACUUUUCAAAACAUCUAUAACCGAACUUCGCUCCGAAUCGUUUUCCGUUAUUAAUGGUUUAUCGUUAGUCACAUUUAUAAAUUAAAUAACUUUAUGUAUCCCACAACAAGUGGCCCCACCCGUCUCCAGUAUCAGCUCUUUUUUUAGUUUUGUUAGCGCGGUCGAGAAGAACUAAUGUGUACACCUAAAUAAUAUUACAUUAUAGCCUUUUGAAUACUAAUUUGAGUGUAUUCCCGUAUUAUAUUAUAUGCUUUAUGAAUUUCGUGCAUGUAUAUAGAUUUUUCGAUUUAAUAACGUGCGAACAUCAAAGAAAACUGUAUUACAUUAUUUUUAAAGCAAAUCAACACGAGGCGAAUAUAUAGUAAAAAUUAAACGAUUACAAAUAUAUAAUAAUACCACGAAAAAAAAAAAACAAAAAAUAGGUCAAAAGUUCAUUCAUAGAGAAGUUUUAUUUAUAAAAACGGAAUAUUAUUAAUAUUCAAAUUUAUUAUUCGUUUAUUUUUUUUUUCGAAUAUUAUAAUAAUGGAUUUUACACGAGUAUAAUAUUAUAAUAUUGUCAUCAAUUUUUUUUAACAUGAUGGUUGCCUAUCCGUAGCUAUAACCUAAAUUAAUCUAACGUAAUCUAAAUUAGGGAAAUAGGUUAGGAAGAAGGAGGAUUUCAAACCUUUUUCCCCUUUGCCAAAAUCUCAAUAAGUACGUUUUUUUUAAUUUCCGAAUCACUCUUAAUUGCAUUUUUGUUUUCAUAAGAUUCAAACCAACAUUACCAUAAAUAAUCUCUAAAUAUAUAUAUUAUAUGUACCCGACAUAAAUGUUUUAAAAGUCGCACUUAGAUGUAGAAAAACUAAACAUUUUAGAUUCUGAGUGAGGCGAAGAUGCUUAUGGUUUUAUAGAGAUGUUUAUUAUUAUUAUUAUUAUUUUUUUUUUUUUGGUUUAGACGAUCUUUACGCGUAAGUAAUAAGAAAUAUUAUAUUAAUAAUAACAUCAGUAGGUACUCAAUAGUGAGUAAAAAUAUCGUAUCAUUAUAAUAUAAUAAACUCAGUGAAAGAAAUACAUUAUGUUUUUUUUAAAACUUUACGUUUGAAAAAGAUUUUAAGAGAAUUUAAAGUGCAGUGAAAUGAUUUGAAAUGUUUUAAAAGCAAAUACUAAUAAUAAAUACGAGUGUGACUAAAACAUUAUCGAAAUCGAUCGAAUUUUAUAAUAAUGGAUUUUAUACGAGUAUAAUAUUAUCAUAUACUUUUUAAUAUGAGGAUUACCUAUCCGUAACUAUAAUCUAAAUCAAGGAAACGGGUUAGGAGGGAGGGUGGAUUUCAACCCCCUUUUCUAAAAUCUCAAUAAGUAGGUUUUUGUUAAUUUUCGAUUCACUCUUAAUUCCAUUUUUGUUUUCAUAGGAUUCUAACCAACAUUCCUAUCAAUAAUCUAUACAUACGUCCCUGACAUGGAUGUUUUAAAAGUCGUACUUAGAUGUAGAAAAACUAAACAUUUUUAACUAUACAAAGAAAUCUGCUUACUGUAUUAUCAGUCAAGGUAGCUAAUAAACUAAUGUAAGUUAGAGUCUAGGGGCUUGCGCUACCUGUUAUUUACUCAAAACAUGAUUUACAGAAAAAUCUUCUACGUGGAGUUAACCGAAUUUGAUAAUAUUUUCGUUUUUUUUUUUUUUUUUGGAAUGAAAAAAACAUUUUAAAGGGCUCGUUCUACUGGGAUUUUAAAAAUUAUAAUUUUAAACUGUAUCCUUAAGGUUUGAUUACGAUCAAUGUGCUACCAUUUUAAAAUUGUUUUGUGGUUCUUGGUUACAUAGGUAAUCAAAUAUUCAAUGCACCCGGUAGGAAAAUAUAUCCUUUCCGAAAAAAUAUUUUAAAUCGGAACACUUCUCAAAGUAUGAUAGUUUUUCCUGUAAAUCAUGUUUGGAACAAUACAACAACAAAGUCCGCGCGCUGUGUUUUAUCUAGACAAUAUGUUUUUACGUUCAAUCUCAUCCGGAUUAAUUGAAAAUAAUAAAGUUAUUAGAUUCAUUAUAAUAAAAAAUUGUCUUGAACAAAAUGUUUUCAAUCGUAAUAAAUAUCUAUCAUUUAUUAGAAAUAAUAGGUUAAUUUAAUGUGUUCUAGUUUGUAAUUACAUCAAUCGAACAAUACCUUUUUUUAAACCCAGAUUCGUACCACAUGUUGUACAUUUCAAUACUUAGAUUCGCGAUAGGUAAGGUAAUGAAAUAAAAUAAUUCAUUAUUUUUUUAUCUAGGUAAAAAUUUGUUAAUCAAUCGUCUUUACCUAGUUAAUUCAAUUGUAACGAUGCGUAUUCCAUUUUCGUCUAAAUCAUUAUUUCAGCAACUGUUUCGCUUAUAUUUAUCUAGGUUCCUAUUUUAAAAUUUAUUAUUUAUCGCAGGACUGAAUUAUAACGUGGUUAAUCGAAUUUCCGUAUUAUAAAACGCAAAUUAUUUAAAAACGAAUUACGCACUUGACCGUAAAUGAUGUCGACUGAUCGACAUUUUUCAAUGUAAUAACUGUAGUUUCGUAAUAAUCAAAUGUAGACGGAUACGAGCGCGUGUUCGAUUUUCUCUCUGCGUAUAAAACAUAACAAUAUCACCAGAUAGGUACACGAAUAAACUAUUUUUUCGACCCAAAAACAAAGAAAACAAUGUAUUGAAAAAUUUUUAUAUAUCAUGAUAUAUAAUGAACAAUUAUUAUUAUGUAAAUCUUGCAAUAGCUCCCACGGUCCGCGGUCAUAGGCUUCAAUGUCUAUAAAAUUAUUAUUAUCAUUAGAAUAUUGUUCAAACAACGCAUGGAGUAUGGGUAUAUGUACGCGGCAAAUAUUUGUAUACGGUCGAUUAAUUCAAAUGAACCACAUCGACGAAUUUUCGCAAAGAAAAAUUAUAUUUUACGUGGAUACAUAAAUAGUGUUAAAAAAAAAAAAAUUAUGCUUAUCAUGACAAUAUUGACUCUGAUCGAAAAUAUUACUCCACCGUGCAAUACUCGCUAUAUUAGUUUACAUUAUUAUGUACGAGUACACGUUGUUCCUUUUUGACGAACGACCUUCAAUAAUAAUCCAGUCGAUACUAGGCCAGUGGCUACACACAUUAUAAUAGUAUUAUGCAUAUUGAUAACGAUAAAUGUGCAUUAUGUUUUCAUAGUAAAUUUCGAGAACAAUUAUUAUUAAAACUGCACGAUAGCUUUGUCCAUCAUAUUGUUUAUUAUUAUUAAUAGUUAGUCCGUUACGAUACGAUGCAAAUUCUCGAAAAAAACGUCACGUAUACCUUAUAAUAUUAAUUAAAAAAAUCGCUCGAAAAAAUAAAUAAGUGAUACGUUGGAAAGGUAGAGGGAUAAUUUAAUGUAUAUCUGUACUCGCCUAUUAAUCAUUGCUAACGAAAUACGAUUGUGCAUGGAGUUCGUUUAUCCAUAUUUUGAAAGGCUGUAAUAUUAACGAUUUGAAAAUAAUAUAUUUCGUACAUUUUCUUGUUUUCCCUACGUUUUUCCCAUGGGAAAAUCAAAAAAUUACUUCUCUAAAGUACCACCCCGGUCAACGGAAAGAUAAAAAAGUUGUUCACAGAAUAAUUAAAAAACAAAUAAACACUAUUGUAAAACCAGUAUAUUCCUCGCUCUGCUUAGAAUCUAAAACAAAAGAAUUAAAAACAUAGUAAUUAUUAAAAAGAAAAUACCGGUUACCGUGUUUAUUAUUCAAUAUGUAAGGAGAUGGUCAUUAAUAAUGACCGUACAAUGUACAAUGUUAAGCUAAUUUAAACUUGUUAACUGAACUUUUUCAGUCAUCGAUUUUUUUUUUUUUUACUAUCACGAAUUAUUUUUUUACAUAAAAAAAUUCUUGAAUUUGUCAAGUUAAUUUUCAACUUUCUUUGGGUUUAAAUUUUUAAUGUUGCAUGUUUUAUUUAUUUUUGUUACGUCAUAAUAUUAUUGAAAUAUAGCUACAUUAUUAUAAUCGAAAUUUAACCAUACGCCUGAAAAUCAGAAACGAUCACUCCAUUUUUUACUACUUAAACAUCAAUGUAUUUUUGUUUGCCUAUUACAUGGUCUGAAUUUAGCGGUAACGCCGUAAAAAUUAUCUUGUAUUUUCAUACUUAUUAUGAUGUUAAUUUAAUAAAAUAUGUCGAAUAAACGUAAUUUUAUUUAUUUAAUUUUGUGUAGUCGACACUAUAGUAUUCGAAAUCUUUGUGUUUUUUGACUACCGUGCCGUAAUAUCGAUAUAAUUUAAGAAAACUGAACAGUUUCUGAUAAACAAACAAUUAAAUAUUAUAAUUUAUAAUAAUGCGAACGUAACGAAUUUCGCUAUCUAAAUGUUCGAGUAUUUGAUAUUAAAAGACGAAUAGUGCCCAGUCUUUUAAAUAUCUACGCAGUAUGAAAUAGUUACGGGGAAUCUGUACGAACGAACAAUGUAUAGCCGAUAAAAUUAUUUCAUUUCGUGACAGCAAGGAAAAAAAAAAAACUAUACCCAUGAAUAAUAAUGUUGUAUUAAAAAUUUACAUUUUUAUGAAUUUUUCAGUUGCUGUCAUGCUUCCUAUUAAUGACCAGCGUAUCUUUGUCAAGGCCAAGAUAUUAUACGGGUCAAUCGGAUAUUGAUUAUUACGUAAGAACACCACCGAGUUAUAAAUUAGUUUUUCGACUAACAAACUGCUUACUAAUAGCUUACUGCGUUGGUCAAAUGACCUAAUGGUUCUAUAUUACACAAAAUCGUAUUUUGAAUAUUGUGGCGUUUUAGGAUUUUUAUGGCAUUUUUUUAUGAUUUUGUACAUUUUAGAACAUGUUUUAAGAAUUGUAUACAUUUUUAAUGUACAUUCUUUAAGGAUUUAGUACAUUUUAAGACAUUUUCAACGUGGCUUUUAUCAUGAUUAAUUUUAUUUUUUGUAGUAUAUUUGAAGGGGGAUAUUUGUGACAUUUUUUUAGUCGAUUUUCCGUGAUAAAUUGUGGUUUAAACUCACCUUACCGUGAACCAAAGCUAAAGACAUUAACGAAUGAAAAAGUUAAAAGUGAAACAUAAUUUUAACGUUUAACUUAUUAUUUAACCUCUUCAUUUUGUUAUCAGCUUAAUUAUUUUUUUUAUUACAUCAACUUAAUAAAUAACAAAUCAAUUUUGAAUGAUAAAUAGCUAUCUCCUUCAUUUAGGUGUAAAACGAGAUCAUCUCCUAGUCACCCCCAAGCGUUAAAAGUCAUCAUAUCGACUUCAGACCGAUGCCAAUUUUUUCACCCGAUUUGUAUCUAUUUUAAAAAUCCAUCCCCUCCAGUUAAGCAUAAAACGAGAUCGUCUCCCUAGAAGUGCCGCAACAUACACCCUGAAGCCGGGGAAAUUUUAUAAAAGUUCAAUUUAUCUAUACAAAAAAAAUUAUAAAUACCUGUGUAAGUUUAUUCAAAGGUAGAUCAUUUCUAUUUUCACCCGAUCCUAAUGAAUUUGACUUUGAAGUAGUAGUUUCACAAACCGAUUGCUUAAUUAAUGACAAAAUGAUUCUUUUUGAUAGAUUUUUCAACUGAUUAAGUAAAAAAAAGUAGCAUAGGUCCGAAAUCGAUAAGAUGAUUUUUAAAGGCUGCUAGUGCUACGGUCGCUUAGCACCCGUAUUUAAAAUUCUGGUUUAGGAGUGAAGGGGAUUCAAAUUUAUUUAAAAGGGCAACAAAUACAUACAAAUCGGGUACAUAAAAAUUAAGUUGGUCCGAAGUCGUGUGGACGAUUUACGGGUGCUAGGGAAACGGACAUUAAAACGGCAAAUAUCUAACCGUUUUUAUUAUUUUUGUUCUUUUUACACGAUAUUUUUUGCCAUAAAUAACUGCUUCAAUAGGUAAAUAACAAAAGGCUUUUAUUGUUGCAUUUUUAAUCUAAUUUAUGACUAACGAAUGUUUGUUGAUCUUUUCUUUAAUUUUAUUAUUAAUUGAAUAAAACCGAAAAGUACGAAAAAAAAAAACGGAAAAAUUUACGAAAAUAAUUAUUUUAUUUUUUUUUUAAUACUAUACAGUUUUUAAAUAUUUGUAGAGACUUAAAAUGUUGACAGAAAAAAUAUAUUUACUUUUUCUAGACGUGGUAAAACAUUCAGAACAUCCAAGCGAUUUUUGAUCUAUUUAUAGAUGUUUUAAUUUGUUGAGGUUUUUUCGUAAUUUUUAUUUAGUAGGUACUCUGUAGACAAAUUGUUAGACUUAAUAGAAAUAUUUGAAAAUUUGAUAGAAAAUUCAUUAUAAGUCAGUUAAAAAAUGAAUUUAGAUUAAUGUAGUAUUUUUUUAACUUUUUUUUUAUAAGUUUUAAAAUCGAAUAUUACGGCCUUAUAUAACCAAAUCUCUCUCCGAAUCGUUUUUCGUUAUUAAUGGUUUAUCGAUGGUUACAGGUAUAAUUCAAAUAACUUUGUAUCUCACUUUUCUCACUACCCACUAACAGUAGUUGCACGCUGCACACCCGCACUCGUUCCAAGUAUCAGAUCUUAUAUAUUUUUUAAUUUAGUUUUACAUACUAUUUUAGAUUCUGAGCGUAACGAGGGAGCUAUUGGUUUUACUAAGAUAUUUAUUUUUUCUUCUUCUUUUUUUCUUUCUUCUAGUCUAUGGACACGAUUUUCCUAGUGAAUUUUAUGAAAGUUCAAGUUGUCUAGAUUGCAUUUUAAAGAGGUCAUUUUUUGAUGGUCAACGCCAUUUUUAAAUAAAAGCACUUAAGUGGGAAAAAUAUUAGGAAAACAUACAAUUUUACGAUUUCAUUAUUUUAUAAAAUCACGGACGACGUUUUCUACCAGAAAAAAUGAUUUGAUCGAAAAAUCACAAAAUACCUUUUUUCCAUUCUUUUUUUUUUUCUAUUUCAUAAUUUCUAUUUACAUCUAAUUUUAAUCGUGACCAGUGGCGUAUCCAGGGAGUAAAGGUUAAAUAUACUUCCCGUUCCCCAUUGUUAUCGUUUAUGUUUUGUUAUGUGUAUUACGAGGAUUGUAGGUAUUGACCAUAGACAUAUAAGACGUAUUUUUACAUAAAUUAUACAUUUAUACCCUCGCUCUUUUUAACCUUGGCUACAUCACUGAUCGCGUCCCCCAUCAUAAUAUUACAGCCGGCCAGCUACACGUACAAUUACGGCGUGCACGACCCGGCCACCGGCGACAUCAAACAUCAGUCGGAAGAGCGAACCGGUGACGGCGUGGUCCGGGGCCAGUACAGUCUGGUGGAGCCUGACGGUUCGGUGCGGACGGUCGACUAUACGGCCGACCCAGUGAACGGAUUCAACGCGGUGGUUAGCAAGUCCGAAGCCCCGGUUAUUCAACGGCAUUCGGCACCCAAAAAACGGAGGGUUCUGCAGAUACGGACCGCCCCGGCCCCGUCCCCGGCCCCGGUAUUCGACGAAACCGCCGACGAAGUCAGUGAAAACCCGCAUUUGGCCAGGGGACCAAUAAGUGAGUGGUGUUUGCACGAACAAUAAACGUGUUUUAGCGGCGCAGUUUUGAUAGACCUUGUUACUGGUUCAGCGAACAAACUGUUUUGGCGAUACUGUUAACUGCAAUAGCCUCUAAUAGCCAAAUGGGCUUUUCGAUUACCGACCUAGGUUGCUGAAAUCAGCAAACAGUACAGACUACGUUGACUCACUGUCUUCCGUUAUUUCAAGUUAACCACGAGUAAAAUACAAUAAACAAAGCAUUUUCGCGAUAUCGCAAUCAAUUAGCAAACAACAAGAAACCAUGCAGCAAAGUACACUUUACCGUCAAAACCCGUCAAAACAGUAAACACGCCUAAUAGCAACAUUAACUUCUACGGCGUACCCAUCUGUCCCGAAAAGGGCUAAACUAUUUCGUUGGCAAAUAAUUAGUCUAAACGCAUACGACGUGAUGAUAGUUAAGAACACGCGCAUUUCAUAAUAUCUGUGUUUAGAUUAUUUACUAGACCUAUAGCAUAUAGCUACCGACUCCUCGAUCUGAUCUGCAUUUUAAACUGAUUAAAUGUGACUCGUGAACGGUAAGUUUAUGUAUUAUCCGAUAUUGGUGUUGUGCGUGAUCAAAAUUUAAUAAAAUAACCAUUAUAUUUGGUACUCUGCCAUUGUAAUUAUGAGUGGGAAAUUGAAAAGUUAAGAUAAAUAGGGCGAUUUAGUUUUUUAUCUGUACGUAACGAUAAAUCAUUGCGCAACGGUUCUGCGCCAAAUGCGGUUAAAUAUGACACUUUGAUAAAUUUAAAUCGAACAUUUUUUAACUAUACAUAUUCAAUUAGAAAUUGACCGCAUUUUUAACGACUUUUAACAAAAAUGCUGAAAAAAUAAAUUACGCAGUUUUUAUCCACAUAAUUAUCAACUAUAAGAAAAAUAAAAAAAUAACCUUAUUAUCUCAACUAGACGAUAUUUUUUUUUAUCAGAAAUCAUCUUUGAUGUUAAUAAACGGAACAACAUUUCUGGUUCAGAGACAAAAAAAAAACACAUUCCUCGAAACGCUCAGAAUCUGAAAAAUAAAUUACAUUUUUUUUUUUUAAAUCUAACCUUAAAAAUGUAUGAUGCUGUUAGUAAAUCAAAAAUUGAUAUAUUAACUUAUUGUGUUUACGGUAUACGGAAUAAUGGUAAAAAGUUGUAAUCCAAGUAAAUUCGAUCUUUAAACAAUAUUAUACAGGGGCUUAAAAAAUACCAGCAUUAACUUAAAUCAACAUUUUCGUAGAUAACCCAAUUUAUCGAUCCCAUAUUUAUUUGGUUACUGCGCUUCAAAAUAGUAUUUUCUCGGAAAUAAUAUAUGAGUUUAAAGGUCGAAAAUUGUUUCUCUAGAACAAUAUAUUCAACCGUAUGGCCGGGAAAAUAUUUUUAAAAGAGUUUCCAAUUGUCCUACAACACCAAAGCUGGACACUGACUAGUUAUAAAGUAACAUUUUAAAUAACUUUCUAAUUUAACUAGUUAGUUUUUAUUCAUAAUUACUGUGUAACUUAAUUAGGUAGUUGAAUUGAAUGUGGAAAAUAAUCUAAUCCAACUCGUUCAAAACAAUAAGAAACUAGUUAUUAUUAGAUUUUGAGUGGAGCACAGAAGCUUAUAGUUUUACAAAGAUGUAAAUUUUUUAUUUUUAUUAAUGCAUAACUUUUCUACCUGAAGACUUGCUAGGAUUUCUACGUGUAGUACAUUUUCUGAUAAGAAAUCUGCGUGGUGAGGUACUUUAAAGAGGUCAUUUUACUAUUUUCUCAAGAGUUUUCCCAGCAAACGCGAAAAACCGGGAUAAAUGUAGGAAAACUGGAAAAACCGGUACAACAUUCAAACAAUAUUGCGAAAGAAAAUAUAUAAAGCCUAUUUAAUUAUUUUAAUUAUUUUAUAAAAUGACAUCUACAUCGUUGACAAAGCAUCACUAUUGACUGAACUCCACUCAGAAUCGUUUUUUCGUAAGUAAUGGUUUAUUAUUGCUUACAUAUGUACAUCAAAUAUAUAACAGCGACUAUAACAGUGGCUGCACCCGUCCCCAUUAUCCUAGGACGCCUUUUUUUUUUAAUUUCAAAAAUCCAAAUGUCCCGUAUAACUGCCGAGCGCCGACUGUAUUAUCUAGUAUCUUAGCCGUGAUUAUAAUUUAUUGAUAAUCAUAAUUGAGUAUUUUCAAUUUUAUCAUAAAAACAUUUUAUUUCUUAUCAAUUCUAGACAUUGGUUAUAUUUCUUGUCAGUUGUAAUAUACAUAAACAUAUAAAAACAGCUACACAAACAGCCGAUUACUAUAACACUUCUAUCAACACUACUUAGUGAAAUUAUAUUUUUAUGGUCUAUAAAAUCUGAGUAUAAUAUAAGUACUUAAAUAAUAUAAUAAUAAGUACUUAAAAAUAUCAUAACAUUAAAUUACAUCGUUUCGAUGUUAUUUUUAAAAUCUGGCGUGGCAAUUAUGUUCAUACAAAAUCUCUUAAACGGCGUGUCAAUGAUAUAUUUAUGUUUAAAUUUAAUUUGUUGGCUUACGCGCGCCAACAGUUCGCUUAAGGAUUAAUCGGUUAAAAAAUAAUAUUAUUUACUACAAGAAGCGAGCUUUUGACGUUAACUUACUAAUGAUUGCCGUUAAUGUUGUCGUCCAGAAUUAUGAACUUCUAUGUGCGAGUUCGCAAUUACUAAAAUCUUUAAUCAGCCAUGUUGGUUCACUACAGAAACAGUUACGACAAUACGCGCGCACACACUAUACUUGUAACUUGUAUCAAUCAAAUUAUAUAUUAUAGACUGGGACAAGGUUGAAUAAUUAUAGGUAUAAUUAACUGCAGCAUUUAUAUGAUAAAGUAAAUAUGUUUUAGUACAGUCUGGAGCGACUUUGGCAAUUUACCUGGAUGGAUUGAAAAUUGUUCGUAACAUUCGUUUAAUACUUGCACAAGUAAUUAAAAUAAACAUUUCUGUAAAAAAAAUGUGCUCUUCUAUACAUUUCCCGGUCCGAAACGUCGACAUUUUAUGUAUGCAAUCUUGAAAACUGAAUAAACUCCCGAUAAUGUUAUUAUUAUCACCAUGUCUAUACGCAAAGGCUUGACUAAAAGAAAAGGAUUUUUCUCUUAGGGGAGGGGAGAGUAUGACGUGAAGUCUCAAUGUCGUCAACUUAUCAUAUUAAAUUUCAUAACGAUUUCAAUAUCAAAUCAAAUCAAAUCGAUACCGUUAUCGAUUUGCGACACCCUGUAUAACGAUACCCGUUUGAUAUACGCGCAGAAAAAAAAAAUACCAAUUAAACAUGUUUAGUUUAUAAUUAUACGUUUUUACGGUGAAUAUUUAAAUUUGAAAAUUGCCCGUUUCGUAUUUUGCUCGUACAAUUAUAUUUCUGUGUCACGAACCAACGGAACCGCGUUUAAAUACUUAAUUCGUCAAUCGAUUUUGUAUGAACUACACGUGUGAUUAUUAUAUAUCGUAUAACAUGCAAUUUUUCGAUAACGUAGUGGUUGACACGGCAUCACGGUGUAUUGCGGUGUCGGUCGUUAUAAUUGAAAUAAUUUAAAUGAUUAUAACCAAACGAAAGGUGCGUAUGUUCGGGGGAAUAACGAAAAAAUUAGAUAAAACCUCAACGUUGACGUUGCUUUACGUAUAAUAUUUUAACCGAUGACUAAAAGUAAAAGAAUAUUUUACAUAAUAUACAUUUGGUUCGGUUAGUAGUAUUCUAAUAGAUUACCGAACCUUUAUUUAGUUAUUUCGGCCAAAAUUUCUUAUAAACACAAAACUAAUCGUGUCGACCGUUAUUAAAAUAAGUGUUUACGGCGUUUCUAGCAACUGCCUAAGCAACAUUUUUAACAUAAAAUAUUCGACGAUUCCCGAUACAAUAUCAUCAUAAAAUAUUAGAGCAGUAAUAAAAAAAUGUUUGCGCAUUUUAUUUCCGAAAUGCUUUUAUAGACGAAACUUUUAACUUAAUUUUUGAAAACAAAAUAUUAAGUACAUUGUAUUAAUGAUAUUAUAUUUUUUUUUUUUGAUCGCGUGUAUGACAUAUUUUUCAUCUCGUUAUAUAAUAUAAUAAACAUUAUACACGAAAAUAUUUUUAUAAGGUUUCAUUGAAUUCCCUCGAGAACCCGUGCGUUCGCUAUCAAAAUCUAAAUUAUUACUACAAUAUCAUUACAGUAUUAUGUUUGCAAUGAUCACACGGUUUGAUACAUAAAUUUUAUUCUAAACCGCGUGUUUUAAAUCCGAAUUCGCUGUACAUACAGAGUAAUCAAUUUUUUUAUUAUGUUCCGAGAUUUGCGCGGAUAAUUUUUAAUUCGAUUAAAUUAGAUUUCUGUUUAUUUUUCCGCUGUUAUAAAACCGUUCAAACUUUAUUUUAACGUUAUUUUCGAAUGUUCUUCCCUACUAAGUCUUCAAUGGUUAUUAAAUUUUGAUUAUAUUAAAGCAACUCCCGUUUUUUUUUUUUUUUACACGGAUUUGAUAAAUAACGUAUGCUGAUGUCCUUAACACUGUAGCGUAAAACACACACACACAUAUAUGCGUAUUGUAAAUCGCAUUUUAUAAUACCAUUUAGCGUUUGUGAUUAUUAACAGUUCAACGUUUAAACCGUAUGAAUAGAGAAGGGAAACACAUUUCUGAUCGUUAUUAUUUAAUUUAUAACAAUUGAUUAAACUAUCCAUUUUCGCUGAUGCACUUUAUGCAUUUUAACGUUCCCGAGAAUUUCAUCCUGCACGUUUGUUAUGCGUCUUAAUGUUACGGUAUACUAAAAGAAAAACGGACGAGAUUCGAGGAUUUGAUACGACAUCCGUACUACACGGACCGGAACACAACAAAUUAUAGAAAAGGAAAGAAGGCACGAUAUUCUGUUUUCCUGAUGAUUCGGCGAUUUACUUUUAUUUUUACCGACCAAUAUUACAGCGAGUUUAUAUACAUAUUGUAUAGUCCAAUUUGAGAGUCCUGAAAGAAUAAAUUCACAAUAAACCCACUAUACACUAUAUAUAUAUAAUAUACAACACUGCCGUAUACAUUAUACGUACCUACUCGUUUAAAGGAUUUUUUUUUUUUUUUUAUUCUAUAUCCCAACAGUUACGCGGAUUUGUUUUUAUACCGUUUGGCAUUUAAUGAGUAUAAUACAUUGUCUGCAGUAUAGAUUUUUUUUUAUAUCCGAAUGAGAGCACGAUUGUUAUCUCACGCAAAUGAUAAUUAUAUCGUUUGGAUAAUUGUUUUGACUGUUUUCAAUACACCCGUGUCGACGUCAAGUUCAAACGGAAAGAGUUUCUAGGAAACUCUUCGGGGGUCUUUCCGAAUCUAUAACGUAUAUUAAUAACGUUUUGUUAUUUAAAUACACGAAUGUGAAGAACGUGCUCAGAAAUAUUACACUGUGCUCGUGCACUGUGUCGUGCGUUAAAACAGUCACCACGCUCCGUGAAAUAAAUAUCGAUUCCUGUACAAUUAUUGUUGACUUUGUUGUGUAAACAGUUGCCUACUUCAAACUCCGUCAUGGUAUAAUGUUAUUAACGCAAUAGUAUUACAUUCCGAUUUCGAAAAUGUCAAUUCUAUUAUGGUAAAUGGAUAUGUAAUCAAUUGAUUCCAGGGAAAUAAUUUUUACAUUCGUAAAGAACUGUCGAAUUGUAUUGUGUUCCAUUGAUUUAGUUCGACAUCGGUUGAAACGUUCAGUUAAGAAUAUAAUGUCGUUUAUAGUAUAAUACUAAAAUGUACAAUAAAUCUUUGAUGUUUUUUCAUCAGCGAUACGUAAAUGUAAUGUACAAUUAUAAAAAUCUGGGCAACUUCGCAUAUAAGUGGGACACUGUUGUAGAUGAAAAGUCGGGAAGGUAGUAGAGGGGAAAUUCAGUGUGUAUAUAUGUAAGCAACGAUAAACCAUUGCUAAUGAAAAAAACGAUUCUGAGCGGAGUUCUGUUGAUAGCGUUGCUUUGUCAACAUUAUAUAACAUAUCGUAAUAUGUCAAAAUAGUUGGCAUUAUAUAUAUUUUUUUAUAAUAUUUGUUUAAUACUGCGCCUAUUUUCCCGUUUUUCCUCCGUUUUUAAAAUUUGUCGGGAACACUCCUAGGAAAAUCCAUUACCUUUCUAAAAUACUUCCUCAAACAGAUUUUUUUUUUUUUUAGAAAAAGUGCUAUCACUUUAAAGAAAAAUUGCUGGUGAAAAAUUUGCUGACCGGGAAAAAAAAAAGAUCGCGAUAUUUUACUAAUACAUUUCGUACAUUUUCUCGAUUUUCCUACGUUUUUCGGUGUGUCCCAUUUGUUGAUAAAUCUCCCCGGAAAAUCGAAAAACGACAAAUUUUUAAAACCAUAAAUUUCUUUGCUCCACGGACAGAAUCUAAAAUUGUGCAAAAUUAUUAAGCAUUAUAAUACAGUGCCGCUAUUGUACAUUCAUCGCGUAAUUGAUACAAAAUAAAUUCGAAGAAUCGUUAGCCGGACGUGAAAUUUUUAGUUUAUUGGAAUCGCCAGUCAAUAUCUACAGAGCUUGUAUAGUUAUUAUAAAUAACUUUGAAUUUGCAAAUCAUAGAUUGUAAUGGGUAAUUGUAAGGAAUGGCGAAACCGGGGAAAUGGUUAGAGGUUAUAUCCUUCCUCCCCUGAAAUAUCUUCAAAAACUGUUCGUUUUAUUAAUGAUAAUUUACGGAAGACAAACUUUUUUUAAGGAUUGCUAAAUUAAAAUUUACCAGGAAAUUUUUUUCUGGUUAUGCUGUAGUUUGGAAGUAUGCACAGAAUACCAAAAGUCUAAGAUUAAAAUGGACAAAAAAAAAAAAAACAUCUCAUUCUUGUUACGUUCUGUUGGCGUAUUUUACUUAGGUAUUAAAAAAAAAAUCUUAAAUUAAAAAAAAUAACGGAGGUACUGAGAAAUAAAACGGUAAACUCCCACUAUAAAUUAUUUUUUUUUUUUUAUCAUUUCACGGUAGAUAUGGCAUUUGUGUAUAACGAACAGUGGUAAAUAUUUGAAAAAAAGUGUUAAAACAAAGCUUAAACAUAAUGACAAAAACGAAUGAAAAAAAAAAAAAUACAAAAAUCAAAUUUGAUUCCCUACGAGAAAAUCUCUGGAUCGUAAUAAAAGAAUCACCCUGUAUAGGUGUAUUUAUCCUCUACACGGACUUUAAAAAUUAUGACACAUGUUUUAUGAAUAAAUAAUUAAACGAAUAUAAUUGUAAUAUUACGGGUUACGAUAUUAGGUUAUGGAAAAAUACGUAAUAAAACACUUUGAUCUUAUCGCUUCGAAAAUAUUACUCUGUUCAGUAAUAAACAUAGUGAUGAGUGUAAUAAAAAACAAAUUACAUCAAAUUAAAACAGAUUUAUUGGAUAAAGUAUAAGAGUCAUCGUCGGUAUUACUAUUUAACCUAGAAAUAAAUUUUUUUUUCAUCGUAUUAUUAAAAAGCGCCAAGAUAUAAAUUAUUCUACUUUAACACAACCAAUGACAUAAAAAACAGAAAGCGCGUGAUACUGUUUUAUCAUUCAACAACGCCGUAAAUGACCUAUAACAAAUCGUAAUAAUUUAAGGAGAAUCACACCAAUAGUUUCUUAUUUUUAAACCGACAGUGGUGGAACAUCUAUGCUAGGGCUAACAUUACUACCCCACUACUUCCAUACCUACGUAAUACUACUACUCGGUACUAAAAACUCGACACUCGAAAUUCGCAACAAAUAAUAUAUAGGUUUGUUACUAUAUUUACGAGCGUAUAAUCAAAAUUCGCCGUUUAUUCAAAUGGCGUGUAAUGAAUUUAUUUGCACUUACUGCACCGUUAAGUACAUUUCAAACACAUAGAUAUUAUAAUCCAACAAGCUGCGGGGCAAAAUUUUGAUGAAUGUGAUGUAAUUUUCGAGUGUCUGAUAGUUAAAAUUAAAUUCGACACACUCGUAUAGAAAAAGGUACAAUUUGAUGAAAGUAAUACCUAUACUUUUAAAUUGUAUGUAAUACUCGCUUAUUAACAACGUUAAAAUUACGCGAUGGCCGGCAUCGGCAUGCUUUAUAUAGUCAAAUUAAUGAACGAACAAUUAUUUUUUCCACGGAUUUUACCUUGAAAUUUUGAAAUAUUUUUUAUUUUUUAUUUUUUAAUACUAUUAUUUAUUAAUUUGUUUAUUUUAUUGCGAUUAUUCGGCCUCUAUGGUCAUCCCGUCUUAUAACUAAUCGUCCAGCUAUCUAUCCAGCGUCAUUAAAUCUUCCUAUUUGGCCCACUACCGAAACCUUCAACGGCCUUUUAUUACUGCCACUUUAAACAUCAUCCUUGACAAUUCCAAAAGUUUUUGUCCCUAUUGGGUUCUAUUUCAUCACGUACAUCUGUAAUAGUGGUGGGUUUUGACUUCUCCUGACAGUGUUCAGCCCGUUUUACUCUACUUUUGAGUUCAUGAACCUAAACACUUAAUAUCGUGGCCGUUUAAUUGUAAUUACUAGCUAGUACAUACGAAGUAUCGCAGGAAGCCAUUGCAAUAAUAUUUCCGAAGACAAUAAAGAUAAUCAAUUUUUUUUUUUUUUUACAUUACUCACUGGGAUAAGUACUGAAAAUAUUUAUAUUAAAAUUAAUUUUUUAUGUUUCGGUAAAAAAACAUAACUUUUUAUUUUAUUAUUUUUGGGAAAUUUGAAGAUAGCCUAGCUAGAGUUUACUGCUCUGAAAAUAUUGACAUAUUAACGUUUUAUUUUCAGUAACUAAUGAAAAAGAAAAAUGAAAUGUAUAGUCAAUUAGUCGUAAUAAUAAUCAAUAAGCGAAUUUGAUUAUAGCCUGCUGAAAAAAUUAUAGAUAUUUGUAUCUGAAUUUUAAACAAUUAUUAAAAAUCACGAAUUAAAUGAAAACACAAAUUUGAUACGUCAACAUUUUCAGAAGAAUAAACUCUAUAUAAAAGCUUUCUUAAUUUUUUUUAAAACUGUUAAAUUAAAAUUAUUUUUGAAGUUGUUUACCAAAACAUAAAACAUUAAUUGGAAUGUACAUUUUUGUUUUGUCCUUUUUCCAGUGAGUUAUUUUUUUAAAAAAAAAAGAGACAUUAAAAUGGGUAUAUCUCCAUGGAACACCCUAUAUAUUUACAGUUGUAGAUUUGGUUGAUAAGAAGACGUCUAUUAUUCGUACCAUUACAUUAUUGUUAUUGCUAAUUUAAAUAUAAAUUCGUUUCGUUAUUUCUUUAAUUUAAUUAAGUUCAUACACAUUAUGAUUAUCUUAAUAAUGUACUAGAGGUUACCAAAUUCGUUUAAAAUUGUAUCAUGUGGAAAAUUCUAGUUUAUUGUUUAAAAUAUUUUUAGAAGCCGGUAACUUCACCCGCUCGUAGAAAUAAUUUUUCCAAACUUGUUUAUUAUAAUUUUUUUUUUCCUAGCAUUCCCUAAGAAUGCUGAAGAAGAAACAGCGGCGAGCACUACACCGAGACCUCAACAAAUUAUAUUAUACUACGACCCAUCUGCAGCCACAAGCCCAUACGAAGCUGACCAACAACAAUAUUAUCAAAACGUUCAACAACACUCGCCGAUUAAUAAUUAUAACGACGCGUAUUCAAAUUAUGAUUAAAAUGUAAUCAUAAUUCUGUACAUACAACCGAUAAAAUGUAUUGUGUUUACUCUAACUAGAGUUAACAUAUGAUUUAAACUUUUUGUUACUUACUAUAUAAAUAGCAAUAGUAAGUACAUUGAUUUAUUUCACCAUCGUGUGUAAAAAAAAAAAAAUAAUCUCAUCCCCACGGCCAUAACAUUAAAACAUAUUAUUUUCUGUAUAUUAAUA
This is a messenger RNA of Cinara cedri, 19730 nucleotides long. The record is from the annotation of a GenBank genome assembly. Lineage: Eukaryota; Metazoa; Arthropoda; Insecta; Hemiptera; Aphididae.